Messenger RNA from Hypomesus transpacificus, 1399 nucleotides. Its product is annotated as olfactory receptor 10A3-like. Lineage: Eukaryota; Metazoa; Chordata; Actinopteri; Osmeriformes; Osmeridae. Gene Ontology annotation, molecular function: G protein-coupled receptor activity; olfactory receptor activity. The coding region runs from base 136 to 1074 and encodes 312 amino acids. Gene Ontology annotation, biological process: G protein-coupled receptor signaling pathway. The transcript is spliced from 2 exons. Gene Ontology annotation, cellular component: membrane. The record is from RefSeq and is a predicted model, not a curated record.
CCAGUUACCCUUACUGUAGCUGACUAGACUGCAGUUUCUGUGGAAUACUUUGUAGACAAGGAAAUAUUGGAAGUGUAAAACAGAGAGUAGACUUGGUAAGACAGAGGGUAAAAUAGCUGUUAGGUCUGAGAUGCAAUGGAGAACUCAACACUCUUUAUUUCAUUUAUACUGUCUGCAUAUGAAAAUGUAGGACUAUUGAAAUACUUGUAUUUUACUAUAAUUGGUCUGUUGUACAUUGCAAUAGUCUUUGCUAACACAAUGCUUAUAGUGGUGAUAUCCAUGGAAAGAAAGCUACACCAGCCCAUGUAUCUGUUUCUCUGCAGUUUGUUUGUUAAUGAAUUAUAUGGCAGUGCAGCUGUUUUGCCUUUCCUCAUGGUACAGGUCCUAUCAGACACACAUGUGGUACCUGCUCAUUAUUGUUAUUUACAGAUAUAUGUUAUUUACACUUAUGCAUCAAUUGAAUUCUGUAAUUUAGCUGCCAUGGCAUAUGACAGGUAUGUUUCUAUCUGUUAUCCUUUGCAGUACCAUGUCAUUAUGACCUCUAAUAGAGUGAUCAUGAUCAUAAUGCUAGUCUGGAUUUACUCUUUCAUUAAAUUCACCAUUACUCUAUCUCUAAGUAUUAGUUUAACUCGAUGUGGAAACAUUUUAGACAAAGUGUUUUGUGAUAACUAUUUAUUAGUCAAACUUUCCUGUUCAGACACAACAGUGAAUAACUACUAUGGACUAUUCGGCAUUGUUCUGUCAGUUGCUGUCCCUCUGGUGCCCAUUUCCUUCUCCUACAUCAAGAUUUUACGUAUUUGUUUAAGAUCUUCAAAAGAGACUAGACAGAAAGCCAUCAGCACAUGCACACCUCACUUGGCUUCUCUGAUAAACUUCACCUUUGGCUGUUGGUUUGAGAUUCUGCAGAGUAGAUUUGACAUGAGUCAUGUCCCAGCUGCUCUGCGUAUUAUUAUCUCAUUGUACUUCCUGGUGUGCCAACCACUUUUUAACCCUGUACUAUAUGGAUUGAAUUUGUCAAUAAUCAAACAACAAUGUAAGACUUUGUUCAUGAAGAAAUAUGCCAUUCAUGGAUGAUUUGAUAGGUUUUAUUUGACUGAAUGGAGAUCUUUGGGACAUUUCAAAACACCUAUGUGAGACUAUAUACUGUAACUUGAAUAUUUCAGUAAAAUUGUUAAUAUUGUCUAUGACGCUUCUUUAAGUAGAUAAAAAAAGGUUAAGACUAAAAGAACAUUUUAUUUAACUCAAGUAUGUGUUUAUUUAGAAAUUGUAUAAGUUCCUCCCUCACAAUCAGAUUGUUUAAGAACUGUGGUCUAUCCCUAAUAUAAAAAGUGUAAAAGGCUCUUUACAGUUCAAUUUGAAUGAUGACUGUGAAAAAGGUUAACCAUUGCUUGCUUCCGUU